Cavia porcellus (domestic guinea pig) is the source of this 1547-nucleotide messenger RNA. Its product is annotated as transport and Golgi organization protein 1 homolog. The record is from RefSeq and is a predicted model, not a curated record. Gene Ontology annotation, cellular component: endoplasmic reticulum exit site; endoplasmic reticulum membrane. Lineage: Eukaryota; Metazoa; Chordata; Mammalia; Rodentia; Caviidae. Bases 362 to 946 code for a protein of 194 amino acids. Gene Ontology annotation, biological process: endoplasmic reticulum to Golgi vesicle-mediated transport; vesicle cargo loading; protein secretion. The transcript is spliced from 7 exons.
GGCUACUGGCCAGCCUUGCUCUGCUGCCACGGGACCCCGCCCCCGGCCGCCCUCAUUGGGCGCUCUGCCCGCCGGCCUCCUUCAUUGGACGCUCCCGCCCCGCCCCCGCGUGGUGUCCAGCUUUCGCCCCGCCCCCUCUGUGAAGCCCUGCCCCUUUGUGGUCGUCCUGGAGACCCUCUGUUACCUAUGUUUAUGGUUCAUAGAGCAGCGCGAAGCCGAAGGUGUAGCUGUGCAGUUCCGCCCUCUGCUGCCACUGCCACUGGGAAAGACUUCUUUGCCACUGCCGGGUCCGGCCCGGUCGGGCCAGGUCCUGCCUGGUCCUGCCUGGUCCGGCCGGGUCCGCAGCGAGCGGUCCUUCGCUAUGGACACGGUAUCAGCCACUGUAGCCGGGGUCUUCGUGUCCCCGGGCACCCCCGAGCUGCUGAAGCCCCUGUCGAAGCUGUACUCGGCCUUUGUAGACCUGCUACUGAAGCUGGUUGCAGUGUUACCUGAGAAUCUCCAGCCCGGGCCUGGAGACUUUUAUGGGCUCCCCUGGGAGCCUGUAUUGCUCACUACCUGUGUUGGAAUCCUUAUGCUUGCGAUUUUCUUGUGGAGGAAUGUUUUUCCAGUAAAAGAGAGAAUAUACCAAGGUGGGGAAAAUAAGAAGGCUCACAUGCACCAGCUGAUGGAUGUCUCCCGGACACAUCCCACAAUAUCCGUAUUUCAGAAAGAUCUCCAACUCCUGCAGUUGAAGCUGAGAGCCUCCCUGUCUGCCAAAUGUGAUCUGGAAGACCAGAUCGUGAAGCUAGGUGAGGACUGCGGCAAGCUGCAGGCAGACAAGGCCCGGCUGGAGGAGGAGUUUAGCAUGCUCCAGCAGAAGGUGGAGGUCCUGAAGGAGCUGUCCCAUCAGAAGGAGCUGGAGCUGCAGAAGAUAUUGAGUCAGGCGGAAUGUGCACAGCAGCAGUGAGAGCAGGCGCUGAUGGCUGUGGAUGAGAAGGUGGUGCCGGCCACAGAGGAGGUGAAAAUCUACAAGUGAGUGUGGCGUCCGAGACAGAGGAACUGGGCUGAGUUGCUUUGUUACAUAGAAGAGAUGGGCACAGAAGCACAUGAGAAGCCCAAGAAUGGAAUGUAUUUAACUCACACGGGGAGGGGUUCUACAUUAACAGACUGAAGCUUGUUAACAGCGAAGCUCCUUUGCAGAUGUGUCCUGUGCCCAUCUUUAGGAAAUCGGCCUGCUUCUGUCACACGUCUACACCCACCAGAGUCUCAGUGCUCCGACAGACCGGGGGCAGCAUUUUGAGUCAUUUCUUGUGGCUAUAAUUUGAGGGGAAAACUUUUUUUUUUUUUUUAUCAGUACCGGGGAUCAAACUUAGGACCGCCUGCUUGCAAGGCAGGUGCUUAUGCCUCUGAGCUAAAUCCCCAGCCCCUGAGGGAAAAACCUUUAUGGGGAAGGCAACCUUAGCCAGAUUAUUUUGAGAAUGUAAUUCAAGGACAGUUAAGGAAAUUGACAAGUUGUCAACUCAUAAUCUCUAGGCAUUAAAUGAAAAAUCAGGAAACUGAGGUUCACA